AUGAGUCGGAAUAGGUAUCUGGAAAUUAAACGGUACCUACAUAUCAGUGGCAACUCCGAUUUAGAAAGGAUUUCACUAGGUGAACGUGAUAGCCUCUUCAAGAUUCGCCCAUUGAUUGACAAGCUGAAUGACAAAUUUCAACAAUUUGGGGUGUUUUCUGAAAGUUUGAGCAUUGACGAACAAAUGGUUCGUUACUAUGGACAUCACUACCUCAAACAAUUUAUACGUGGUAAAACAGUGCGGUUUGGGUUCAAACAAUGGGCUAUCUGUUGUUAUCAGACUCAAGUGUAUGAAGGCAAAUCUAAGAAAUUAGGAGAUGAUGAAAGCAUCAGUGGGCUUGGGACAUCUGUUGUCCUUCAGAUGGUAUAUAUUCUUCAGACACCAAAUGCUCAUAAAGUUUACUUCGACAAUUUUUUCACAGGAUUUUCUCUGAUGAAACAUUUGCAGGACAUUGAAGUUAGAGCAACAGGAACUGUUCGAUUCAACACAGAAUGA
Stegodyphus dumicola is the source of this 495-nucleotide messenger RNA. RefSeq names its product piggyBac transposable element-derived protein 3-like. The record is from RefSeq and is a predicted model, not a curated record. NCBI's taxonomy places the organism in Eukaryota, Metazoa, Arthropoda, Arachnida, Araneae, Eresidae.